AUGGCCAAACCCAAGACACGGACGUCUCAAGAGGCCUCCAGCCCCGUCCAAGAAACUCCAAGGAAAAUGUACGUGAACACGAGGCAAGAUUCCGCCGCAUCGAGAGCAGUCAAAAGGAAAUACACGGAAAAGAAGAACCUUGUGAUCCACAGUCGCACGCACACCGGAGAGAGGCCCUUCGAGUGGUCGUCGUGCCCGGCCACGUUCGCCAGCCGCGACAGUCGGAAAAGACACAUGAUGACCCACACCGGCGAAAGACCGCACGAGUGCAACAUCUGUGGAAAGAGAUUUGCCACGAAAGCAAGGCUCGUGGACCACGCACUGACUCAUUCGGGGAAGAAGGCGUUUCCCUGCCACGUGUGCGGCCGAAAGUUUUCCCGGAGAGACAACCUCCAGCGCCACGCCCGUACGCACACAGGCGAGAGGCCGUACGCGUGCCACUUCUGCGGCCGCGCUUUUAGUUUGAAACAAGGACUAACGAGGCACAUUCGCAAGCAUACGGGUGAGAAGCCGUACCACUGCCACCUUUGUCCCGCUGAAUUCGCGGAGGCAGGUACUCUAAAACGACAUGUUCUGACCCACACCGGUGAGAGACCUCAUGCGUGCGGCAUAUGCGAGAAAAGUUUUGCUACUCGGUGGAACCUCUCAUGCCAUAAGCUUGUGGAACCAGCUGGGACCAGCCGCAAGCCAGCUGGUUACCAACUGGUUCCAGUUGGUCCCCACAGGAACCACUCGUCUGGAACUGGAACCUGCUGCAACCAGUAUUUUGGUAAUGGAACCAACUUGUACCAGUUGGUCAGGAAACAGCCAGCUGGGCCCAAGUGGUCUGAAAACCAGCUAUAA
Rhipicephalus sanguineus (brown dog tick) is the source of this 843-nucleotide messenger RNA. Its product is annotated as zinc finger protein 157-like. NCBI's taxonomy places the organism in Eukaryota, Metazoa, Arthropoda, Arachnida, Ixodida, Ixodidae. Gene Ontology annotation, biological process: regulation of transcription by RNA polymerase II. The record is from RefSeq and is a predicted model, not a curated record. The coding region runs from base 1 to 843 and encodes 280 amino acids. Gene Ontology annotation, cellular component: PcG protein complex; transcription regulator complex. Gene Ontology annotation, molecular function: DNA-binding transcription factor activity, RNA polymerase II-specific; RNA polymerase II cis-regulatory region sequence-specific DNA binding. The transcript has 4 exons.